Messenger RNA from Pyrus x bretschneideri (Chinese white pear), 2920 nucleotides. RefSeq names its product zinc finger CCCH domain-containing protein 13. Lineage: Eukaryota; Viridiplantae; Streptophyta; Magnoliopsida; Rosales; Rosaceae. The transcript has 12 exons. The coding region runs from base 268 to 2733 and encodes 821 amino acids. The record is from RefSeq and is a predicted model, not a curated record.
GAACCAUAGGAAAUUGGCAAUUAGCGGGAUUCCUUCCUUCCGGUUGGUUUCUGUCUCUUGUCAUCGUCACUAACUAGUCUGCUCCUCCUCCUCCGUACGCAUUGUCCCAACGAUUCCGUCCGUAUUAACACCUCCAUAACUCCAAAAGCAACAAGCGAAAGCAGCUACCUUGGAGCCGCAGACACACAGAGGAUUGAAUUUGAUUCGAGGAGAAGAAAACAAGUCAUCAAUUCUUCCAGUUCAGUCAUAAGCAAGGAACUGUUGGCCAUGAGUGGUCCGCCUAAACGACCUCACGAAGAGAGUGGUCAUUCCUCCUCUUCCAAAUACCCGCAUCCUCACCCGCACCCACAACCACAUGACGAUUCCGGACCAUACCCCAAGCUCUCAUCCUCUGUUUCCAAUGAAUACCAUCCUCCCUUUGACAUUGGCCCCGAUGCUCGCUUGCCCAAGAUUCCCCGCACCGAUUCUCGCGACCCUGAUAGGCGAUCUCCCCUCCACUCAAUCUAUCGAAUGCCCUCGAAUUCUAGUGAUAUGCACAUAGAUCAUCCUUCGGCUCCCGACAAUAGAUUGGAGUCCAGGGACACUAGAGAUGUUCGCUUUGAGAACCGAGACACAAAGACAGAGGCAAGAGAGUUGUACAACGAUGCAAGAAGGGAUGCUCAGAGUUCUAAGGGUGAAAAAGAGGUAAGGUAUGACAGCAGAGGAGAUGACAACAAGGAAGUCAAAUAUGAAAGGCAGAAUUUUAACGAUCUUAAGGCUGACCCCAAAAUGGAAGGUUAUGCACUGGCCACUAGUCACUUGAACUGGAAAGAAUCAAAAGAUUACCAUAGAGGAAAACGACAUUCCGAUGCCCCACCCGCAACUACAGACACCUGGCAUCGCGGCAGUUCUCAAGGCCACGUUGAAGUUGGAAAGGAACUUCCCACUACGGAGGAGCGGGAUCAUGUUGAGGCACAUGAGGCUGUUGGGGAGAACAAGUUUGAUUCUAAAGGUGAUGAUAAAUUCAAAGAAAAGGAUAGAAAAAGGAAAGAUGCAAAGCACCGGGAUUGGGGUGAAAAGGAUAAGGAAAGAAGUGAUCGUAGGACUAGUAUUCAAGUAGCUAUCAGCAGUGAGGGCAAAGAACCAGCAAAGGAAGAAAGAGAUGCAGAGAGGUCGGAGAGGGAGAGGAGGGACACUGGAAAAGACAAAGAAAGAGUAAGAGAGCGGGAAAGGGAUCAUACCAAGAGAGACCCAUGGAAUGGAGUAGACAAAGAUGGUUCGAAUAAUGAGAAGGAAGCUGGUGAUGGAUCUAUUAGAAUGUCAGAGCAGGAUAAUCUUCCGCCAGAGCAAAAGAAACAGAAAGAUUUUGACAGUUGGAGAACUGUCGAUAGGGAAUCUAGAGACAGGAGGAAAGAAAGAGAUGUUGAUGUUGAAGGAGAUAGAGCUGAAAAGCACCGUAGGGGAUAUGACAAAGAAUCAGAUGAUGGAUGUGCAGAUGGUGAAGGGGCCACAGACAGAGAAAGGGAAGUCUAUAAUCAUGGAGUUCAGCGUAAAAGGAUGCAACGGUCAAGGGGUAGCCCUCUGGUGGCAAACCAUGAUCUGCGUUUUAGGUCUCGCAUUCAAGACAAUGAAGGAUCCCAAGGUGUGCUCUUGUAUUCCAAUUUCUGGCAACAAGAAAUUUUUCUUGGUAAAAGUGAAGUAUCACCUGUUGUUUAUAAAGUUGGCGAAUGCAUGCAAGAACUGAUAAAAGUUUGGAAGGAAUAUGAAGCAUCUCCAGGUGAAAAAAAUGGUGAAAGUUCUCUUACUGGUCCAACCCUUGAGAUUCGGAUUCCAGCUGAACAUGUUACCGCAACAAAUCGCCAAGUUAGAGGUGGCCAGCUAUGGGGGACAGAUAUAUACACAGAUGAUUCUGAUCUCGUUGCUGUUCUCAUGCACACUGGAUAUUGCCGGCCCACAGCAUCUCCUCCGCCUCCUGCUAUCCAGGAGUUGCGUGCUACAGUUCGAGUACUACCUCCACAAGACUGUUACAUUUCCUCACUGAGAAACAAUGUUCGAUCGCGUGCGUGGGGAGCUGCAAUUGGUUGUAGUUUCCGUGUUGAGCGCUGUUGCAUCGUCAAGAAAGCGGGUGGAACCAUUGAUCUUGAAGCUUGUCUUACACAUACUUCUACGGUGGAGCCUACCCUUGCUCCAGUGAUUGUGGAGCGCUCAAUGACUACAAGGGCUGCAGCUUCGAAUGCAUUGCGACAACAGAGAUUUGUACGAGAAGUUACAAUACAGUACAACCUCUGCAAUGAGCCUUGGAUUAAGUAUAGUAUAAGCAUUGUUGCUGACAAGGGUUUGAAGAAAACCCUGUAUACUUCUGCGCGUCUGAAGAAGGGAGAAGUUCUUUACUUAGAAACACAUUCACGCAGGUAUGAGCUCUGUUUUACCGGAGAGAAAAUGAUCAAAGCUGCGCAGCUGUCUCAGAUGCAUGAAGGCGAGACAGAGAAGAGUCAAAAGCAUGUCUCACAUUCCACCAAUGGUGAAAGAAAUGAUUCUGAUAACAUCAUGGUUGAUGUCUUCCGUUGGUCUCUAUGUAAAACGCCUCUUCCCCAGAAGGUCCUGCGGUCAGUUGGGAUCCCACUUCCCCUUGACUAUGUGGAGGUGUUGGAGGAGAAUCUUGACUGGGAGGAUGUGCAGUGGUCGCAGACGGGUGUUUGGAUUGCUGGGAAAGAGUACACACUUGCUCGGGUGCAUUUUCUGUCGACAAAUUAACCAAAUGUAAUGCGGCUCGUUUUCUGAAUUUGUUUGUACAAGGAAGGGUGUUUCUGGACAUGUUUUUUCUUGCUGUUCUGAUUUUAUUCCUGAAUUUAUGUGUGUGGGGUUCGGUAGUGUAUGUUUUACUUAAAUCGUGAGGGGUUUACAAUUAUACAAUAAUAAACCAUAUACUAUUUGUUUUAAA